AUGCAGCGAUUGUUUAUUUUACUGGAGAUACUGACAGUGUCUCUCGCAAAAAACUGCGGCUAUCCAAACGGAACUGCAACGACCUUCAAGGCCUGCACAAUUGAUCUGAACUCACGCCUAUUGCAGAUAGAGAAGUACAAGAUCGAUGUCGAUGUUAGCAAAUAUAAGACCGCUUUAUUCGAUAGCACUUAUAAGUGGCACAGUGUUCCAACUUUAGGACUUACAAGCAAUAUAGAUGGAUGUGUUUACUCAUGUCCCCUUCUGGCAGGUGACAAUGACCUUGACGUUAAAGUCGAUUUAAGCGGGGAAAGUGGUCUUAUUUUGUUGAUCGUUGGUAAAAAUGCUCUACAGCUGCUAUUUUACAUAAAAGACCUGAACAAUAACGAGCUGGGGUGCGUUUAUGGACAGUUGAAAGCUGUUGGAUAG
Enterobius vermicularis (human pinworm) is the source of this 426-nucleotide messenger RNA. The record is from the annotation of a GenBank genome assembly. Lineage: Eukaryota; Metazoa; Nematoda; Chromadorea; Rhabditida; Oxyuridae.